This is a messenger RNA of Adineta steineri, 2485 nucleotides long. Lineage: Eukaryota; Metazoa; Rotifera; Eurotatoria; Adinetida; Adinetidae. The record is from the annotation of a GenBank genome assembly.
UAAUGGUUGAACAAUGGAUAAAUACAACAUCACAUCGAGAUUAUUAUGAUCAAUGUAAUCCAAUUCAAUGUCAAUAUUCAUAUGUAGGAAAAAAUGAUUUUAUAACAGUUAUAACAACUAUUAUUGGUUUAAUUGGUGGUUUAAUCACCAUCUUGAAAGUUGUUGUACCACGUUUAGUAGCAAAAAUUCGAUCAUUUCAACAUCGUCAAAACACUGAACGUGUACCUAUUCGUACUCGAAUUGUUGGUUUAUGGGUUCAAUUGAAAAUAUUAAUUAUUAAAUUAAAUUUGUUUCAUUCUGAUGUUGAUGUGAGUGACGAUGAAAUAAAAGGCGAGAUAAUAUCUACUCGUGUUUAUAUUAUUCUUCUUGUUCUUUCAAUUUUAACACUCACUAUUUAUCGACUACAAGUAAAAAUUAUUCAAACGAUUACUAUUUCAUCACCAUCUUACGCGAAAUAUCUCGAAUUACAUGAAAUCUAUUCUUCUUCUCUGACAUGUCCAUGUACAAAUAUUGGUAUUGAACAAGGAAAUUUUAUUAAUAUUGAUGCUACUUUUCAUCAAGUGUGUCAAAGUGAUUUUAUAAAAGAGAAUUAUUUAUUAUUUCUGAAAAACUCUGUAUUAGAUGAUCUUAUUCGGAGUGGUCAAGGUCAUUUACAAUUUGUCGCAUCUUGGUGCCGUUUAGCGAAUGAAAGUUUAAGAGAUGGUCGUCUUGUAUUUAAUAGUCAACAAUUGAUAACUCAAGAAGUUUUAUCGAUUGAUAUAUUAAAAAAAGAAGUUCAAUCUCUUUCUAUUCUCUUUUUUACAUCAACAAUUAGUACAUUUGUUCGUUCAUUAUCUAUUGUUCAUGAAACAAUUCAUAUGAAUGCAUUACAAAAUGGUUUUCAAACAAAUUUCUAUCCUCAAAUUACAGGUACCUUUCCACUUUUAAAUUUACUGACAGCUACUGUAAUUUAUCCUCCAAAUGCAUGUUCUUGUGCUGUAUAUUCAACAUGUACAACACCAAAUAUAUUUCCUGUUCAAAAUAAUUCCAAUACGAUUAUUUUUACUUUUCCAGGAUUAUUAACUGGAUGUUAUUUAGAUGAAUCAACUUUUCAAUCAACUCUUCAAUGUUAUUAUAAUCAAACUUGUUUAGAUACAGUUCAUCAUUUUCUUCAAUCGACAUUAUCAACUAAUAUAACUGCUCUUAAUCGAACUCUUGAUAGUCAAUAUAAUGAAACUUCAAUUAUUCGUGAUAUAGUUAAUAAUAUGAUGAUAGAAAAUUGGACAGCUGUAGCAUUUCAUCAAUCUUUUUAUGAAACUUGUCAACCAUCAUUUUGCACUUAUUCUUAUCAAACUCAAAAUAGUAUCUCAGCUGUCAUUACUAUUGUCAUUCAACUUGUUGGUGGAUUAACUGUUCUUUUAAAGAUUUUAGUACCAAAAAUUGUGAAAAUAUUUCGUUCAUCACCUUGUAUACAUCAUGAAAACACUACACAAGGUUUCUCAGUAAAUCAAAUCUUUAUUAAAAUAAAAGAUUUUGUAAAAAACUUUAAUUUAUUUCAUUCAAAAAUAUCUUUUCAGACAAACUUACAGCGGCAAAUCCAAUUAGAAGUGAUGUCAACACGUCUCUUCAUCUUUCUCUUUAUUGUUUCAUUAUCAAUAUUUGUUAUUCUUAUUUCAUUAAUACCUGUAAAACAAACAGUAACCUUUGAUAAACCAUCGUAUGAAAAUUAUUCGAUUUUAUACAAACAACAAAAUCAAUCUCUUGAAUGUUCAUGUACAACAUUAUCAAUUGAAUAUAAUCAAUUUCUUCAAGUGAAAGUUAAUCGAACUCAUCAAAUAUGUCAAAGUAUCUAUAUAACAAAUCAAUGGAUUUUAUUUAUUUCACAACGACCAAAUGUGCUUUAUGUUCGCGAUUUUCGAAUAUUGGGACCUUCGUUCUUUCGUGCAUUGGCAUCGUUAUGUACUCUCACUGCACAGGCAAUUUCUGAUGAACUUAUUGCAUUUCAUGCACAACAAUUUGUAACGCGUUAUGUCAUAUCAUUCGAUUUAUUUCAAGAACAAGUUAGAUCGUCUAUUGAAUAUUUUAUCACAUCAACAACACUUAAUUUUAUUCGUUCUUUACAACUCGUACGAGAUACAACUCAAGGAAAUAUUCUUUUUGCUACACGUGGAACAAAUAUGAUGUUUACUUUUAAUGUUCCCGAUAAUAAGACUGUUAUAUUAUCAACAAUUUAUACUCUUUAUGGAAAUUCAUCAUCACUUUGUUCAUGUCAAGAUACGUCACAAUGUGUUAAUCAAUCAAGAAUUUAUACAAAUUACACAGGUGAAACGAUUAAAUAUUCUCUUCCCGGAAUGUAUGCUGGUUGUUUUGUUGUGGAAGCUCUACUUCAAUCAAAUCUCAUUUGUCUUUAUAAUCAAUCAUGUAUUGAUGAUCUUCGUUAUGCACUCAACGCAUCUGCUACUAAUCUCACUACAACCGCAUUGGAUUUAACAUUACCUACUCAAUA